AUGAAUAAAGUUUUGGAUUUGAAUGAGAACGUAAACGUGGACGUGAAAGUGGACGUGAAAUUGGACGUGAAAGUGGACGUGAUAGUGGACGUGAAAGUGGACGUGAAAGUGGACGUGAAAGUGGACGUGAAAGUGGACGUGAAAGUGGACGUGAAAGUGGACGUGAAAGUGGACGUGAAAGUGGACGUGAAAGUGGACGUGAAAGCGGACGUGAAAGUGGACGUGAAAGUGGACGUGAAAGUGGACGUGAAAGUGGACGUGAAAGUGGACGUGAAAGGAGGCAUGAAAUGGGGCGUGAAAGGGGGCAUGAAAGUGUAUGUGAAAGGAGGCGUGAAAGUGAAUGAGAAAGGGGGCGUGAAAGUGGAUGUGAAAGGAUGCGUGAAAGUGAAUGAGAAAGGGGGCGUGCAAGGGGGCGUGAAAGUGGAUGUGAAAGGGGGCGUGAAAGGGGGAAUGCAAAGGGGCGUGAAAGUGGACGUGAAAGGGGGCGUGAAAGGGUACGUGAAAGGAAUCGUGAAAUGGGGUGUGAAAUGGGGCGUGAAAGUGGAUGUGAAAGGGGGCGUGAAAGUGAAUGAGAAAGGGGGCGUGAAAGGGGGCGUGAAAGGGGGCGUGAAAGUGGAUGUGAAAGGGGGCGUGAAAGGGGGCGUGAAAGGGUACGUGAAAGGGGGCGUGAAAGGGUACGUGAAAGGGGAGUAA
This is a messenger RNA of Physella acuta, 693 nucleotides long. Its product is annotated as vesicle-associated protein-like. The record is from RefSeq and is a predicted model, not a curated record. Lineage: Eukaryota; Metazoa; Mollusca; Gastropoda; Physidae.